AAGAGGCUAGUUGUUAAUUAUUAUGGUCAUUAAUAAACUCCUGAAUCAGCCUCUUUCUGGUGACCAAAGGUCUUACUGACCAGCCAGACUGAACAUUCUUUGCUCUUCUUCACCCUCGUGGUUUAUAAGAAGUUGAGCCUUCAAUGAUUAGUAGCAGCAUUCUGCUUUGCUCCAAGUCUUAUACUGAAUACUUGGUUUGACAAUAUUUAGGGCUGUUGGUAUCUUGUUAGUAUGGAGAAUCCCAUUUUUGUUGGAGCGAAGAAUCCCUCAUCUGAGACAGCUCCGCAGAAGGUGACCGUUAACAACAUUUCCGACAUCGCUGUUAUCAUCUGCUACUUCAUUCUGGUCAUUGGAGUGGGCAUCUGGUCCAUGUUCAGGACCAACAGAGGCACUGUGGGGGGAUACUUCCUGGCUGGACAGACCAUGACAUGGUGGCCGGUUGGCGCAUCAUUGUUUGCCAGUAAUAUUGGCAGUGGACACUUUGUCGGCCUUGCUGGCACUGGAGCGGCACGCGGAAUUGCUGUGGGGGGUUUUGAGUGGAAUGCCUUGUUCAUCGUGCUCCUGCUGGGCUGGCUGUUUGUCCCAGUUUACCUCACGGCGGGGGUGAUCACAAUGCCUCAGUACCUGAAGAAGAGGUUCGGGGGCACCAGGAUCAGCCUGUACCUGUCUGUCAUAUCGCUCUUCCUCUACAUCUUCACCAAGAUCUCUGUGGACAUGUUUUCUGGGGCCGUGUUUAUCCAGCAGGCCCUAGGCUGGAACAUCUAUGUGGCUGUUAUUGCACUCCUCUCCAUAACAGCUCUGUACACAGUCACCGGGGGCCUAGCUGCUCUGAUGUACACAGACACGGUCCAGACGUUCGUAAUAAUCGCCGGUGCCUUCGUCCUUACUGGUUUUGCCUUCUUCGAGGUGGGGGGCUACAGUGCUCUGCUGGAGAAGUACAGGUCAGCAAUUCCCUCUAACUCCCAGUCUGACCGCUACAACAUCUCGCCUGAGUGCUACACCCCCCGAGACGACGCCUUCCAACUACUCAGAGACCCUGUGACUGGGGACCUUCCCUGGCCGGGAGUCCUCUUCGGAAUCGCCAUCAUUGGCGCCUGGUACUGGUGUUCCGACCAGGUGAUCGUUCAGCGCUGCCUAGCAGCUCGAAGUUUGACCCACGUGAAGGCAGGCUGCAUCCUGUGUGGAUACCUCAAACUGCUUCCCAUGUUCCUCAUGGUGUUCCCCGGAAUGAUCAGCCGCGUUCUGUUCCCCGAUGAGGUGGGCUGUGUGGUCCCGGAGCUGUGUCAACAGGUGUGCGGAACGGACGUCGGCUGCUCCAACAUUGCCUACCCCAAACUGGUGGUGUCCAUAAUGCCCAACGGUCUGAGGGGUCUGAUGUUGGCGGUCAUGCUGGCGGCCCUGAUGAGCUCCCUGGCCUCCAUCUUCAACAGCAGCAGCACUCUGUUCACCAUGGACAUCUGGACCCGCCUCAGGCCUCAGGCCAGAGAGAGCGAGCUCAUGGUCGUGGGCAGAGUGUGGGUCCUCGUCAUUGUAGCCGUCAGUAUCUGUUGGAUUCCUGUGGUACAGGCGUCCCAGAGCGGUCAGCUGUUUGACUACAUCCAAUCGGUGACAUGCUACCUGGCCCCGCCCAUCGCCGCAGUCUUCUUCCUGGCUGUGUUUGUGAAGAGGGUCAAUGAGCCGGUGAGGUCAGAGGGGGCGUUUUGGGGACUGAUGGGGGGCCUGGCUAUGGGGCUUUGCCGUAUGGUGCCAGAGUUUUGGUUUGGCUCCGGCAGCUGCCUGUUCCCCACCGACUGCCCCACGCUGGUAUGUGGGGUCCACUACCUAUACUUUGCCAUAGUCCUGUUUGCCUGCACCUCCGUCCUGACACUGCUUGUCAGCUACUGCACGCCGGCCAUUGAAGACAAGCAUCUCCACAGACUUGUGUUCAGCCUGCGUCAUUCCAAGGAAGAGAGGGAUGACCUUGAUUGGAAGCAGGAAGUGAAGGGGAGAAUAGCACGCAGGAAGGCAGAGGAGAAGAGUCAAGACAAGUCUGUAGACAGCCAAGCAGACGCCGAAGAACCCAAACCUGGCAUCUAUCGUCUCCUUGGCUGGUUCUGCGGAGUCAGCAGAACCCCGGUGCCGGAGCUCACAGAGGAGGAGUUCACGGAGGCGUCCAAAAAGCUGCCUGACAUCAGCGAGGAGCCUUUCUGGAAGCAUGUUGUUGAUGCUAACGCUCUGGUUAUGAUGGGGGUGGCAGUGUUUCUAUGGGGCUACUAUGCAUAACGGGGGAUUGGUUAUAAUAAAAUAUAUCUGCAAGCGGAAACGGCUGGGUCCUUUCCUUC
Esox lucius (northern pike) is the source of this 2321-nucleotide messenger RNA. RefSeq names its product solute carrier family 5 member 2 (gene slc5a2). NCBI's taxonomy places the organism in Eukaryota, Metazoa, Chordata, Actinopteri, Esociformes, Esocidae. Gene Ontology annotation, biological process: sodium ion transport; transmembrane transport. The record is from RefSeq and is a predicted model, not a curated record. Gene Ontology annotation, molecular function: D-glucose:sodium symporter activity. Gene Ontology annotation, cellular component: plasma membrane. The coding region runs from base 232 to 2262 and encodes 676 amino acids. The transcript has 15 exons.